Messenger RNA from Xenia sp. Carnegie-2017, 1989 nucleotides. RefSeq lists its product as uncharacterized. NCBI's taxonomy places the organism in Eukaryota, Metazoa, Cnidaria, Anthozoa, Malacalcyonacea, Xeniidae. The coding region runs from base 241 to 1989 and encodes 582 amino acids. The transcript has 3 exons. The record is from RefSeq and is a predicted model, not a curated record.
AACAAAACUCACAAGGAUAAAAGAUUGAUGUUUCAAUAAGCUGUAUCCAGUUACAAGCUGUGAAUCAUAAUGAUCUCGUGAUGAGCCCAUCCCUUACAUUUCAAUGAUGUGUACAUUGCAAUACAAUGAAAGACAAGAAUGAAGAAAUAUUUCAAUAUAAAACUGUGACUCUACGUGGUUGAACCAAGAAAUAUAUGUUGCAAUAAAGAAAUAGUCGUUUUGGUCAUCGCUGCUAGAAAAAUGGCCUCGCCACCACAAAAACUGAAGUUUGAGGCAAACGGAUCUCGUUUAAGUAAACUUUUGAUAAAUAAAGGAAAACAAGCCUUGACACAUACAUUGCAAUCUUUAUUAAAGCCAUCAAGCUUAGCAGGUAAACUUAAAGAUCCCUCUACAAAGAAGACACUAACAUCUUUGAAAUUUAAAGUUAUCAAGAAUAUGCAAUGGGGUCUUCUUUACCCGUCAAUUGGUGAUCCUGACAUUGAAAACUUUGACAUCACACUAUUGACUGUCUUAUUGCGUAAUAUAUGUGGUCUAACAGCACCGCAUGGUGGAUGGGAUAAUCUUCCUUCCUCUUCAGAUACUUCAAUCUCAGCAAAUAUUGCAAGAAUAAAGUUUUAUCGAAACAAAGUGUAUGGUCACAUAAGCACAACUAGUGUAAAUGACAAGGAGUUUGAGUACUUGUGGCAGGAAAUUUCAAAAACAUUGGUUGGUCUGGGUAUUCAACAAACUGAAAUAGAUGAAUUAAAGAAAGCUCCCCUCACUACCGAUGAAGCAAAUUAUAUUGAAAUGUUAAAAGAAUGGUAUGAAAAAGAAGAGCAUAUAAUCAAUGUCAGUGAAGAAAUCAAAGAAUAUGUGAAAGUAACGAAUAGAAAUGUUGUAGAGAUGAAACAAAUGUUACAGGGCAAAACAUAUUCAGAUGUCGAAAAGCUUGGAAAGUGUAAUUUCAACGGUCUUAUAAAAGAUCUUAACAAGAAAUACUUACAAGGCACUAGGCAAUGGUUAUUUGAAAAACUCGACACUUGGUUUAAAGAUAAAAGUAAAGAUUCUUCUAAUGUCAUGAUUUUGAUUGCCGGUCCAGGUGUUGGUAAAAGUGUGUUUGCUGCUGAGGUGUGUCGACGAUAUUCUGGAAAGAAGAAACUUGCUGCUUGUCAUUUCUGCAGAUUUAAUAUAUCAGAUUAUACAAAUCUUCAAAUAUUGAUAGAAUCAUUGGCUAGUAGCAUGUGUGAUACAAUAACAAAAUUUAAAAGAAAACUAAAUGAUCAAUUACAGAGAAACAAUUCCAAAGAAUCGAUCACCGAUAAAUUCCUUGUUUUAUUAAAUAAUCCAUUGCAUUCAUUAAAAAAUCAUAAACCAAUGCUUUUGGUUAUUGAUGCCUUAGAUGAAAGUCAAGUUGAUGGCAAAAGUGAAUUGUUGGAAUUGAUUGCAGAAGAGUUUCACCGACUUCCUAAAUGGAUUAAAAUCUUCAUCACCAGUCGUCCAGAACUUCCAGUUCAUAAGGAGUUGAAAGACAUGAGUCCUGUGGAAAUUACAACUAGUCCUCUUAAUGAAAACAACGAAGAAGACCUGCACAAGUAUUUGAGACAUGAGUUGAGUCAUCUGGCAAAAAAAAAUAGUGAUGGUGCUUUCAAUUUAUUAGUUAAAAAAUGCGAGGGUUCGUUUCUGUACGCUUACCACGCACAAGAGAGUUUAAAGAAAGAAACUGAGCUAACUAUCGAGAAUAUUGAGCAAUUGGUUCCUACUGGAUUGAGUAAAUUUUACACAGAACAAUUCAAGAGAUUAAAUAAAUUAUUGAAAGGAAUAAUUUUAUCAACACACAAAACCGUUAUUUCCGAUAAAAACUUUACGGAAUGUCUUGAAGUGUUGGUUUCUUAUGAAAGUAUGUUGCCUUUGUCUUUUCUUUUUCAAUGUCUAGGUUUUUCUGAUGGCAUGAAGUUUGAAGAUCGUAUUAAAAUACAGAAGUGCUAUCUCAAUUUUUCCAAUUUACGAUGA